This is a messenger RNA of Oryza brachyantha (malo sina), 387 nucleotides long. RefSeq names its product basic blue protein-like. The record is from RefSeq and is a predicted model, not a curated record. Gene Ontology annotation, molecular function: electron transfer activity. The coding region runs from base 1 to 387 and encodes 128 amino acids. Gene Ontology annotation, cellular component: plasma membrane. The transcript has 2 exons. NCBI's taxonomy places the organism in Eukaryota, Viridiplantae, Streptophyta, Magnoliopsida, Poales, Poaceae.
AUGGGGAGAGGCGGCUGCUGCGCAAGCAGCUUGCUGGCUGUGUGGCUAGUUGUUGUGGUGUGCUCCACGACGGCAGCUGCUGCUGAGAGCCAUGUCGUCGGAGACACCAAGGGGUGGGGGUUCUCCGUCGCGUAUGACGGCUGGGCCAGUGGGAAGAUCUUCGCCGCCGGCGACACGCUGGUGUUCAACUACCAGCCGGGGGUGCACAACGUGGUGGCGGUGAGCGCCGCCGAGUACAGGAGCUGGAAGGUGCGGGACUCGGCGGACGCGGCGGCGACGGCGGCCGGGAGCGCCAGGCUCGACCUCAAGAAGGGCGCCAACUACUUCAUCUGCGGCCUCCCCGGCCACUGCGCCGCCGGCAUGAAGCUCCGGGUCGUCGCCAACUAA